Molecule: messenger RNA, 1897 nt
Organism: Cucurbita maxima (winter squash)
Lineage: Eukaryota; Viridiplantae; Streptophyta; Magnoliopsida; Cucurbitales; Cucurbitaceae
Product: ethylene-responsive transcription factor RAP2-12-like
Exons: 4
Coding region: 371-1525 (384 amino acids)
Biological process (GO): ethylene-activated signaling pathway; regulation of DNA-templated transcription
Molecular function (GO): DNA binding; DNA-binding transcription factor activity
Source: RefSeq, a predicted model, not a curated record
CCAUGUUAAGAGAAGCUUUUGGAGCGGUUGUUAAGGAAAAGGUGCAAUCUUCCAAAAUAUUGGUGAACUACAAAAAAAGGGUCGCAAGUUCCAAAUUCAGACGUAAUGAUUUCAGGAGUAGCUCUGUAAUUCAUGGCGUGCUGUGGGGGCUGUCCUCUUUGUUCUCCUUGAACUUCUUCUUCUUCUUCUUCUUCUUCUUCUUCAACUGCUAAACCCCUUCUUUUCCUUUUUUCUGUCUGGAGGGAGCAUUCGUUUUCUGGUUUUCCAGCGAAGAGAAAUCCCCACGAAGAGAAAUCCCCAAAUUUUCCGGUUUUUUUUUUUCUUCUUUUUUUUUUUUUUUUUUUUUGUGUGUUCAAUCUGAGGAAAAACUAUGUGUGGAGGAGCUAUUAUUUCUGAUUUUAUACCGCCGACUCGGUCUGACCGGGUCACAGCCGAUCAUCUCUGGCCGGAUUUGAAGAAACUUAAAUCAGGGAAAAAUUCCUCAGCAAAGAAGUCCCUCAGGUCGCAGAUCUUCGAUGUUGAUGAUUUUGAGGCUGAUUUCCAGGACUUCAAGGACGAUUCUGACGCUGAUUUUGACGAAGAUCACUUCUCGGAUGUUAAACCGUUCCUUUUCUCUGCUCCUAACUCCGCCUGCUCUUCCACUCGCGGAUCAAGCGCCACAAAACUUGUGGAGUUCAAUGGACAAACUGACAAGUCUGCAAGUACUAAGAGGAAGAAUAAAUUUAGGGGAAUAAGGCAGCGCCCAUGGGGUAAGUGGGCUGCUGAGAUCCGAGACCCAACGAAAGGGGCCCGUGUAUGGCUUGGUACUUUCAACACUGCAGAAGAAGCUGCAAGAGCAUAUGAUGCAGAGGCGCUGAGAAUUCGAGGCAAGAAAGCCAAGUUGAAUUUCCCUGAUGAACCUUUGCAUAAUACCCUGAAGCGGAAAAACUCACAGAAAGUGAAACAUCUCAAUAUGAACUUGAAAGCAAACCAGGCCAACGCAAACCAACACCUUAAGUUUUCUAAUCAUCCAGAUCAGAACUACUACAGAACCACUGGUUUUCUGGAAGCAAAACCUCCUACUGACCAACUUGGAUACAUGGACUCAUUCCCUGCUGGUAUGGAUAGUACUCCAUCUGACGAAAUGCUCCUGUAUUUUAACUCCGAUGAGGGAAGCAACUCGAUUGGCUGUUCUGAUUUUGGAUGGAGAGAUCAAGGUGUCAAGACUCCAGAAAUCUCUUCUGUCUUCUCAGCUACUUUUGAAAGUAUCGACUCUCAGUUUACAGAGGACAUGAAUCCAAGGAAGAAACUAAGGUGUAGUUCAGGGGAUGCCAUAACUGCUGAAGAAGUAGGUGCUAAGACACUGUCAGAGGAGCUUUCUUCCUUCGAGUCCCAGAUGAAGUGUUUUCAGAUGCCAUAUCUGGAAGGGGACUGGGAUGAUUCAAUAGAUGCCUUCCUUGGAGGGGUUGCGACUCAAGAUGGUGGAAACCCAGUGGACCUUUGGAGUUUUAAUGAUCUCCCUGCUGUGGUUGGAGGAUUCUUUUAAGCAAAGUUUUCCUUUGCCGGCUGGUUCAUUUAAAUAAAGCUAUAUGAAGUGGAUGUCAUCGAUGAUUGGGACGAAGUUCAAAUGGUCAAUUGUGUUCGAGGCAAUUAAGGUCAUGUUUAUGCUGUAGCUAAUGGACUAGGAUUGUCUAGUUUAUUCCGGUAGCAAUACCUGAAAACCUUUAACUGGCGAUAGCCUGUCGAGUGAAGUCUGUAUGAACAAUAUCUAUCGAGUUAAGUCUGUAUGAACAAUAUGUUUAUCUGUAUUUAUGUAGCAUAAAACAUGGUAGAUGUCUUUGCCAUUGAGGAUUUUUACAUCAUGGAAUGUCUAGAUUCUGACUUGUAUGAAUUAAAGUCAUCGCUAAUAUCUCUCUUU